AUGGCUAGUAAAGUUUACCGCUUAAGCACUAGUCUUAAUUAUGUAUUAACUGUUAGCUCUACUAGGUUAUACAGCAGAUGGAUGCAUCGAAGACCCGCCAAAGUUAUUUUACCUAUGAACGCAAAUUCGAAUGUUACAUUGAAAAAAGAAAAAAUUAUAGACCUUCAGCCUGAAAAGCUACAACAAGUUAAAAAAGAUAAUUUAGAUAAUGAAAAUAACAAAAAGGGUACGGGUAUAUUAAGCGAAAUUAAUGACCCACCUUUACAUCCAAAACCAUCAAAAGGAAUAAAAGAAAUAAGGGUUAACAAGCUUAAACAACGAAAUUUCUAUCUUAGUCAAAAAAAGGUAUUUGAUGAUAAUGGUGAAAUAAUAUAUGAAAAACUAAAAGAAAAUGAUAGUAGAAUAAGUUCUCUUCUAGUAAAAUUGAAGUCUAAAAAAGAGAGACAGCGUACAAACCAAAUGCUUGUUGAAGGGUGGCGUCUAAUUGUUGAUGGACUUGAAUCAAAGUGCAAAUUGAAAUAUGUCAUAUUUAGCCAAACAAAGGACCUUAAUAAUUUGCACCCAUUCUUACCAAACACAGGUGUACAGAUAUACAAAAUAGCAUAUAAGGAGAUAGAGAAGUGGUCAGAUGUGAAAACACCACCAGGGAUAUUUGGUGUAUUUGAAAUGCCUACUGCAGAAAAUGUAAAGAAACUAUCAAAGCCACUCCCAUUGUCCUUUAUUUGUGACAACAUUAGAAAUCCAGGCAAUUUAGGUGGAAUUCUUAGAGCUGCUGUUGGAGUUGGGUGUGAAAAAGUUAUAUUAACUAAAGGUUGUGUAGAUCUUUGGGACCCGAAAGUUAUUAGAACUGCUGCAGGUGCUCACUUCAGACAGCCUAUACAUACGUCAGUAGAUUGGGAAGAAAUUCCUAAGCUUGUCAACACUAAUACAUCGUUAUUCAUCGCCGAUAGUAAUGCAGAUGAUACAAAUGAGAUAGAAAGCAAAUCUGUGAUGUCAGAAAUACCAGUUCUACCAUAUUAUGGAGUGGAAUUUUCAAAUCUAAACCAUGUUACACUUGUAAUUGGUGGUGAAACCGAAGGAAUUAGUGAGGAUAGUUACAGGUUCGCAACUAUAAGAAAUGGAUUGAGAUUAAACAUACCAUUGCAAAGAGGAGUAGACAGUUUAAACACUGGUAUGGCAACAGCCGUUAUAGCAUUUGAGGUGAGAAAGCAGUUCCUUCAAGCAUGGGCUCAACAUAAAAUGGAAAGGAAGCAAAUAACUUGA
Leptosia nina is the source of this 1263-nucleotide messenger RNA. NCBI's taxonomy places the organism in Eukaryota, Metazoa, Arthropoda, Insecta, Lepidoptera, Pieridae. The record is from the annotation of a GenBank genome assembly.